UUUAAAUCAGAGGGAUUUAAUGAGGGUGCUCUGUGCCUUCCCUGAAGACAUGCCCUCCAGCAACUCCCGCCCCCCCUCGUGCCUAGCCCCGGUGGCUCUCUACUUGGCUCUGUUGCUCCAUCUCUCUCUUUCCUCCCAAGCUGGAGACAGGAGACCCUUGCCUGUAGACAGAGCUCCAGGUUUGAAGGAAAAGACCCUGAUUCUUCUUGAUGUGAGCACCAAGAACCCAGUCAGGACAGUCAAUGAAAACUUCCUCUCUCUCCAGCUGGAUCCCUCCAUCAUUCAUGAUGGCUGGCUCGAUUUCUUAAGCUCCAAGCGUCUGGUGACCCUGGCCCGGGGACUUUCACCCGCCUUUCUGCGCUUCGGGGGCAAACGGACGGACUUCCUGCACUUCCAGAACCUGAGGAACCCGGCGAAAAGCCGCGGGGGCCCGGGCCCGGAUUACUAUCUCAAAAACUAUGAGGAUGACAUUGUUCGAAGUGAUGUUGCUUUGGAUAAACAGAAAGGCUGCAAAAUUGCUCAGCACCCUGAUAUUAUGCUGGAGCUUCAAAGAGAGAAGGCAGCUCAGAUGCAUCUGGUUCUUCUAAAGGAGCAAUUCUCCAAUACUUACAGUAAUCUCAUAUUAACAGCCAGGUCUCUAGACAAACUUUAUAACUUUGCUGAUUGCUCUGGACUCCACCUGAUAUUUGCUCUAAAUGCACUGCGUCGUAAUCCCAAUAACUCCUGGAACAGUUCUAGUGCCCUGAGUCUGUUGAAGUACAGCGCCAGCAAAAAGUACAACAUUUCUUGGGAACUGGGUAAUGAGCCAAAUAACUAUCGGACUAUGCAUGGCCGGGCUGUGAAUGGCAGCCAGUUGGGAAAAGAUUACAUCCAGCUGAAGAGCCUCUUGCAACCCAUCCGGAUUUACUCCAGAGCCAGCUUAUAUGGCCCUAAUAUUGGGCGUCCAAGGAAGAACGUCAUUGCUCUCCUAGAUGGAUUCAUGAAAGUGGCAGGAAGCACUGUGGAUGCAGUUACCUGGCAACAUUGCUACAUUGAUGGCCGGGUGGUCAAGGUGAUGGACUUCCUGAAAACUCGCCUGUUAGACACACUCUCUGACCAGAUUAGGAAAAUUCAGAAAGUGGUUAAUACAUACACUCCAGGAAAGAAGAUUUGGCUUGAAGGUGUGGUGACUACCUCAGCUGGAGGCACAAACAAUCUAUCGGACUCCUAUGCCGCAGGAUUCUUAUGGCUCAACACUUUAGGAAUGCUGGCCAAUCAGGGCAUUGAUGUUGUGAUACGACACUCAUUUUUUGAUCAUGGAUACAAUCAUCUGGUGGACCAGAAUUUUAACCCACUACCAGACUACUGGCUCUCUCUCCUUUACAAGCGCCUGAUCGGCCCCAAAGUUUUGGCUGUGCAUGUGGCUGGGCUCCAGCGGAAGCCAAGGCCAGGCCGAGUGAUCCGGGACAAACUAAGGAUUUAUGCUCACUGCACAAACCACCACAACCACAACUAUGUCCGUGGCUCCAUUACACUGUUUAUUAUCAACCUGCAUCGAUCAAGAAAGAAAAUCAAACUGGCUGGAACUCUCAGGGACAAGCUCGUGCACCAGUAUCUGCUGCAGCCCUAUGGGCAGGAGGGCCUGAAGUCCAAGUCAGUGCAGCUGAAUGGCCAGCCCUUAGUGAUGGUGGACGACGGGACCCUCCCAGAAUUGAAACCCCGCCCCCUUCGGGCCGGCCGGACAUUGGUCAUCCCUCCAGUCACCAUGGGCUUUUAUGUGGUCAAGAAUGUCAACGCUUUGGCCUGCCGCUACCGAUAAACCACCCCCCAUUCAGGAGCUGCCGGGGGGCCUGCUGGGCUGCUUUCUCCCUUCCACCCUAGUAUCUGCCUCUGCUGCCCCAUCCUGCUGGAAUCAACAUAGAUUUUUCUCUCCAAAGAGACUAAAUGUCAUAGUUUGAGCUUAGCCUAGGUAGGUUGCAUCCAUCCCUAAUGACAUCCUCUGUACCCAUGUAAGAACAAAGGUAUGUGUCUAGAGCUGUAUGUUUUCAUUUACACGCACCAUGAAAGCAGGCUGACUCCCCACUCCUAGGACAAAUGUUUGCAAACAACUCCCCAUGAUUCUGGUCACACUACAGCAUAACUACAAACCCCCAAGCUGAGCCUGUGGCUACUGCCCGCAGCAGAAGAUGAGGAAGGAAAAUACUGGGAGGACCUCCAAGAACCCAUUCCUCUUCUAACCCCUUCUCUCUUGUCUGUUUCCUGCUGCUGCCCUGGGUUUCCUGAUACCUCUCUUCCUGUAGGAGAGCAAAUGGUGAGUCAGCUCUGGCCUGCUGGGUGAGCUGUUUAUGUAAUUUCCUGGCUGAUGUAUGAGUGUGUGCAUCUGGGUUUCUGACAGUGGCAUCCAUCACUGGCCAUUCCUCCGGGAAGCGGGUGCUUCAAAAGUAGAAUUAUAAUCAUACUCCAGAUUCUGUAAGAAGGUUCUUUCUAUUCCUUUGUGAAUCCAGAUUCCCCCAGGCUUGGAACGGGAGUCAGGUAACAAUAUUCAUUGAGUAGAGAGCAAUGUAUCAGGCACCACAAAAAGCAAUCAUCAUCCUUCAUGUUGCCAGGAGGAGAGAGUUGUAGUGCAAAGGAGAAAGCACGAAGAGACAUCACACAUACCCUGGCUAAGCAAAGCCAAUCAGACCUGCCCCCAAACUGAAGACCGGCAGGGCCUGAGAGGGUAAGCCCUUAGUUGUUUGGUUAACCAAAAACCGUUCAGAAGGUGUGAAUCAAAGCUUAGCACUGUAAAUCACGAUGAGGCAUGGCCUUUCUGCCUCUUGCCACGUAGAGGAGCCUCUCCAUGGCACUGGCCAGGUGGAAAUUCCAACAAGUGUGCCUCCUAUCCUAGGCCCGCUUAUUUGAGCAGAAAACAAAGCUUUGAGUAGCCAUAUGGAGGAGAACAAGAGAGCUGGAGACAGGUCUGAUGGCCACACUGCGGAAUGUCGGUGGGAAGCUUCUGAGUGAAGUGAUAUAGAGUCACAGUAAGGACCUCUAUGAUUCAGGAAGCACAAGAGUCUUUGCAAAAAGUUGCAGAGACUUUCUUUUAUGUGGAUGUGAUUGUCCUCAGGAUAAAUGACAUAAAUGAUGCUUCUUUUAAAGGAGAAGAUACUUGACGCUAUCCUAGGGUGUUGACAGCCAUACAGCUCUGCUGUUGUGAAAGGCUAGAAAUGGGGUGGGGAUGGGGUUGUUGAGGAAGUACCAGAGAGGCUGCCUAAGACAGCCGAAGAGUAAGGAUUGGGGCCAAGUCUGCAAAGUGAGAGACGGAAGAUUCAACAAGCAAGGUGGUAGUGGAUUCUCAGCUUCGAGAAUCGAGAAUUUGGGAAUUUAGAAAGCCAACUAGCUAAUUUUAUGUAGGAAAGUAGUGGACUUGGUUUUUGACACACUUAUUAUUAGGCGUGGGAUAACAUCACACUGGUGUACUAGAGCAAGCAGGAAAGGGAGAGCCCAAGGAUGCACUGGACCUGCUCAGUGCAGUGAUUAGCAUGGAAACCUCUGGAGAGAGCAGAGCAGACCCUGAGACUGCCCCCUGCCCCAGAGCUCCCCAGGGUGCUUCCCUUAGCAGGAACAGGCACCUCCUGCUGAAGCUUCAGCUCUUAGAGGACAGGAGAGAGAAGUGCCCAGACUAGGCGUAGGAAGGAGACAGGUGUACAGGCCAAAGUAGGGAAGAACAAGGAAAGGAGAAAUGAGACAAAAAGUUGUUCCCCCAGACUCUGGGGAAGACAUCCGAAUCUCCUUGAGAUGCCAGUGCAGAUGCCGCCUCAGGACUUUCUGAUAAUAACAGGUAACCACAAGUCCCUAAUAGCCAGGCCCUGGCCUAGUUUGCUUUACAUAUAUAAAGCCCCAAGAUGGAGUUACUAUUGUCAUCCCCAUUGUUUUCUUGAGGUCCUUAGCUUGCCCAGGGUCACCCAGGGAAUGGUUGCUAAUCCAGAGCCUGUCCACUUCAUCAGCAAGUUCAGUGGUACCCAAGUCACAGACUCACCCCUUUCACCUCCUGGUAUGUUCUCACUCAAUACAUCCAGGACUUUCAGAGCUCCAUUCAGACACACUUGCUGUAAAUAAGUGUUGAUUCUUCACUAAGCCUUGCAGAAUAUAGGUAAUUCCUGCUUCUUUUGUCUUUCUCUGUAUAUUAAAUGCUGCACCCAAGAA
This is a messenger RNA of Marmota monax (woodchuck), 4164 nucleotides long. RefSeq names its product heparanase 2 (inactive) (gene Hpse2). The record is from RefSeq and is a predicted model, not a curated record. Gene Ontology annotation, molecular function: hydrolase activity, acting on glycosyl bonds. NCBI's taxonomy places the organism in Eukaryota, Metazoa, Chordata, Mammalia, Rodentia, Sciuridae. The transcript has 12 exons. Gene Ontology annotation, cellular component: extracellular matrix; membrane. Bases 20 to 1798 code for a protein of 592 amino acids.